AUAUUCGCCAUCGUCGACAUACCCCUUCGGAAUCAUGGUGGCUGACUGGAACAAUCUACCCGCCGAACUGAAGCUGCUCGUCUUUGACUUUCUUACCCCGUCGGUGCAUUCCAUAAUCCCAAGGCAUGAGGACGAUCGUCAUAAUCAUUACCUCUCUUCAUAUGCUGUCGUUUCCAAAAGCUGGCAAAGCUUCUUCGAGUGCAGCACUUUCUACGGCCUGGUACUACGCCAAUCUGAUCUCCCGGAAUUCAAGAGAAUAGUCACCGGUAAACGAAGAUCGAUGCUCCAUUAGAUCUGGUUACGCAUAGAGCUUUCACAAUACGAUUGCAGCUGCUGUGAUUUGGAGGAGACAGACGAGGAAGCCGAAACGAACAACAAGAUUUUCACGACCUCGAUGUGGAAUUUAUUUUCUACUCUGACUGGAUGGGCAUAUACGAAGCAGGAUUCAGCCUUCAGGUUAGGCCUGAGUCUGUUGUUGAGCGCCUAUUCUCCGAGCGACCGAGAACACUACUUUCGAGAUCAUCGCUUCGAUGAUGACAACAAAACAUAUUACGAUUCUCCUCGUGUAUAUCACCAUGACCCACGUCAUGGCUGGUACUUUGGCGAACAGGUCCGUCCAUGCCUUGGCGCCAAAGAAAGAUUAUUCGGCAAGCCUCUCUCUUUCGACUUCCGCUAUAUCGGCGCAAGAGAUCUACCAUCCCUUCCGAAAGUAGGCUUCAUAACAACUCUCAUUAUCCCGCGACAGUUCUAUAGGCCUAUUCCAAAUAUGGGGUUAAUUCUCAGGAGCCUGCCAAAGUUGGAGACACUCAGAUAUGAGCCCUGGGAUUCGAUCACUAGUAAUCGCUCGUGGCGUCAUGAGGUCAAUCUUUUAGAAAUUUUAGAUGCCUUGCCUCGGACAGUCACUAGAUUUUCGGGAUAUAGGGAUUCGAACGAUGUUUUUAACACGAACGGUACCGUAUUCCUGUUCCCAGAUCCGGGGUUGAAGUUGUUUCACAUAAGCCAAAGACUCAAGGAGCUCGAUCUUUCAUUUAUUAUAGACGCUAAAUGGUUCUUCGCCCCCUUCGGUAAAAAGAAGAAAAACGUUUCAUGGGACAAUUUGGAAGGCCUCACGUUGACAUCCGAUUCAUUGAGUUCCAAAGCACCCCCGAAAGAAGUCGAUGAACUGCUUAGAUCCGCUGCUCAAGCCGCUCUAAGAAUGCCAAAGCUUCAAAUGAUGGAGUUAUGGUUUGGUCAACGAGGCGAAGCUCGCAUUUUUUGCUAUACGCGUUUCAAAGACAAUUCCUUGGUCGAAUGGUGGGAUACGAGUCUCCUCUCCGCGACUUUAAGACCAAAUGUCAGAAAAUCUUGGCAAAUGGUCGCAGAUAAAUAUGUCCGCGGCCAUCUCGACUUCGAGGUACACAACAUACUCCCUAGACAUAUCAAAUCUCGGGGAUCUAUCCUUCCUUACUUGAAAAGGCGUGAUAGGACUUUGACAUCCGGAUCCCUUCAGCAAAUAAUCUGGGAAACCACAGAAUUAAGGCGUGUACGGCGUCACGCACCAGCGAAUGCCGGUGCUCAUACGGUUCAAUGUUGACCAUAGAACUUAAUACAUUAUGAUGUACCUAUUCCAUAUCUCAAGCCCUUGGAUUCGCACCAAUA
Messenger RNA from Annulohypoxylon truncatum, 1638 nucleotides. RefSeq lists its product as uncharacterized. The record is from RefSeq and is a predicted model, not a curated record. Lineage: Eukaryota; Fungi; Ascomycota; Sordariomycetes; Xylariales; Hypoxylaceae. The coding region runs from base 395 to 1573 and encodes 392 amino acids. The transcript is spliced from 2 exons.